AUGGGUGGAGUGGCAUGGACAGAAGAGGAAGAUCAGUUGCUCAAGAAAUGCAUACAACAAUAUGGAGAAGGCAAAUGGCACAAAAUUCCUCUUUUAUCCGGUCUUAACCGGUGUCGUAAGAGCUGUAGACUGAGAUGGUUAAACUACCUCCGGCCAGAUAUCAAGAGAGGAAGUUUCACAGAAGAGGAAGUGGAUCUCAUUAUCAAGCUCCGCAAUCUGCUUGGGAACAGGUGGUCACUGAUAGCUGGUAGACUCCCAGGAAGAACAGCCAAUGAUGUGAAGAAUUACUGGAAUUGCCAUCUGAGCAAAAGACUGAUGGCUGCAGAGAAGGAGAUCUGCAUGAAUGAAGAGCACAAUUUCAAUCUAAGCAUGACAAGCUCAAGUUGUGAAGUGCAGCCACAGUUGGGAGAUGGGGUUCAUCAUGUUCAAUUAGUGCAGCAGGAGAUGGACAGCAAAAAUCAAUGCAUUGGAGAAGGAAAGCAACAUGGGUCUGUGGAUGAAUUGGUAAUGAAGGGUUUUGAAUAUUUUGAAGACAGUAAGAGCAUGAUAAUGGAGAAUGAGAGCAGCAGCAGCAGCUGCAACAAAUGGGACUGGAAUGACUUUAUCAUGGAAAUGAACCUUUGAAGUGUUGAUUCUAUGUAGUAAAAUAAGUAAUCAAUAAUGUUGGUCAAGAGGAUGAGCUAUGCUCUAUUGUAAUCAGUAUUUUGACUGUAUCUCCAUUAGA
Messenger RNA from Tripterygium wilfordii, 724 nucleotides. Its product is annotated as transcription factor MYB113-like. The transcript is spliced from 3 exons. The coding region runs from base 1 to 624 and encodes 207 amino acids. The record is from RefSeq and is a predicted model, not a curated record. NCBI's taxonomy places the organism in Eukaryota, Viridiplantae, Streptophyta, Magnoliopsida, Celastrales, Celastraceae.